Sitophilus oryzae (rice weevil) is the source of this 1562-nucleotide messenger RNA. RefSeq names its product glycoprotein-N-acetylgalactosamine 3-beta-galactosyltransferase 1-like. The record is from RefSeq and is a predicted model, not a curated record. The transcript has 5 exons. Gene Ontology annotation, molecular function: N-acetylgalactosaminide beta-1,3-galactosyltransferase activity. The coding region runs from base 212 to 1321 and encodes 369 amino acids. Lineage: Eukaryota; Metazoa; Arthropoda; Insecta; Coleoptera; Curculionidae. Gene Ontology annotation, cellular component: membrane.
AAAUUGGCAACAGUGCAAAUCUAACCAAACUUUUUUCUUUUUAAACUUAAUUUUUUUCUUAAAUAAAAAACAUUUAUUAUUCAUAACAAUGCGUGGGUGAAUAAAACAAUGAGAAAUAAGUGAAAAACUAGAGCUUGGAAACUAACUAGGAUUCUUUAAGUAUUACAAACAAAUAAAAACCUCAAGAUAUUUAUGUUCAGUAUGUAAUAACAUGGUCCAUUUUUACACCAAACUUAAUUUUAUUAUUGGAAUUGCACUAGGAGUAUUGCUAGCUGUAUAUUUUCAGCAGUUUAAGAUAAAUGGUGGCCAGAAGUCAAGAAAAAAUGAUUUUUUAUAUCAAAAAUGGUUUAAAAAAGAAAAACUGUCCAGAACUAAGAUUGCUUGGGAUGGAUUACGUUAUUCAAACAAAUCUUAUUAUUUGGAGUCCGAAUAUUUAUAUAAUAAAGUAACAAUUCUUUGUAUAAUAUUUGUGAAACAUCAAAAAUACUUGGAAGCUGCUAAAAAUACAUGGAUAAAAGGCUGUAACACUAUAAAACCCAUAGUAACAGAAACACAAAAUAAGAUUAUGCCUAGAAAGCAAUCUAAAGAUAAAUCUUCGUGGGCUUUACUAUGUAAUGUAUUAAAAUCAAGAGAAAUUUCAACUUUUCAUUGGGUUUUGAUAGUGAGAGAUACGACAUUUGUAAUUAUGGAAAAUCUGAGAUUAUUACUAGCACCAUUGAACAGUAAGAAGGAGCAUUAUUUUGGACAUGUGGCUAAGUUUUGGGGUGUAAAUUAUAACACAGGCGAUGCUGGCUAUGUUCUAAGCGAUGGUGCUUUAGCAUCGUUUCAGAAAAGCAUUGGCAACGAAAAAUGCUUAGAAAAUAGUUAUUGGAACAGAGAAGACUAUUAUUUAGGGAAAUAUUUAAAAUCCUUAAAUAUCACACCAAUCAAUGUAAUUGACGAGGAAUCAUUGUCAAUGUUUCAUCCGUACAGUUGGUAUCAUGCUUUCUUUCCAGGGGAGGGAUAUUUUAAAAACAGUGCUUACCCCUAUAAUUGCUGUAGUAAAAAAUCUAUAUCAUUUCAGGCUGUAGAAGGUGAAAAAAUGUACACCUACAAUUAUUUACUGUACAAAUUACAAAUUUUUUCAACUGGUACAAAAGGAAAUGUUAAAAGAAAUGUAUCAGAAAUUGAGGAUAAAAAGGUAUGGAAAAAGUUUUUGAAGGAGAGAUCAAUUAUUGAUGAAAAUAUUAGUAGUGAUGAUUAUUACAAAUUGUGGGAAAAUUUAAUACAUGAUCCCAAUUCUUUUGCACAGAACAUGAAAAAGGAGAAUUUGUUUGACUAAUAGUUGGAUGGUUGUGAUAUUUUUUUACUAAUAGAUAUUUUUUUUACUAUUUUUAACAUAUUUUUUAUAUAAAAAAACAUUAAAUGAAUAAUAUAUUUCUAUUUUUUUUUAUUAUUUCGCGGUAUAAUAUCCAAUAGGUUGAUUUAGAUAUACAGGGUGUCUCAAGCUGAGCCUGCAUUAGAAGUAUCUAGAGAACUACAAUAUCUAGUUUGGAGAUUUUUUGCACAUCAUUGUUUCACAA